AUGGAGAUUGCAUGGAGCCAGCUGCGGGAGGAGGCACGGCGUUUAGCGCAGGAGAUUGGUCAGUCAGGGCGCGGGCACCACUCGCUUGCCAACAGCCACGUCAUUUGGGACGCAAUUCGGGCUCAUGGUGUUCCACGCGAGCAUCGCGAGUGGGUUUGGCCCAUUUUGUUAUUCAACCAGGGUAGAAAGUUACAGUGGCAAACUGAAGGUAGCAUCACCUAUAGCCAAUUAUUGAACGAGAUGGACGACGAGUUGCAAGUGAAUGUGGACGUAGAGACAAGCAGCUCACUGGACCAAGCUCAGGAGGAGGCGAUGGAGCGGUUUCACCAUUUAAAUCCCUUCCAGGAACGCAAAAUCCGGCGCAUUCUACUGGCUUACGCCAAGUCGAAAGACACAUUCUACUACUGCCACGGAAUGAUCGAGUCGUGCGUUGUGCUUAGCACAUUUUUAGCGGAGGAAGACACCUUCUGGUGCUUUCGGAUGCUGCUAGAAAUGCUAUUGCCCAAGUAUUUUGACGAGUCAGUCGUGGACUUUCACACAGAUUGUCUUGUGUUGCAAGAGUUGCUGCAUAUGCACGACUCGGUGCUAAGUAAACAUCUUGCUUUAUUAGGUGUGUCCAUCCAGUUGCUGUGCACGAAGUGGUUUUUUUCGUUCUUCGCCGAAUCCAUGCCGUUCGACGUUGUCUGUCGCCUGUAUGACAUCAUGUUCGUGGAUAUUUGCAGUCAUCAAUUAGGUUCAAAGAUUGUUUUUUCGACGUCUUUGGCGGUGUUGUUGUAUCUGAGCUCAGCGCUUGUGGAGAUUCGGGAUGUGAAUGUGGUACUCGAGGUUAUCAACGAGUUUUGCUGGACGACGUUGAAUGAGUACUCAGUGGCUGAAUCAUUUUUAGAUCUUAUUAACUUUAUACACGACCAACUUGACGACGAUGAACUUACAAGGCUGCGCCAUAAGCACAAAACACAGCUGGCACAGGAAGAAGAGCAGCGGAAGAUGUUACAGCAGAACAUUCAGACGAGUAAUAGCAGUAGAAAAAAAAUUACGGCGGAUAAGCAAAGAUCAAUCGAGCAACAUGAUUACCCGCGUAAAGGCCGAAUUCAUAGUAUUAAAUUGCUUAUCCAGUGGAAGAAGCACAUGAUCGAUUACCCUGAUGCUUCAAAACAGCAAGCAAAGAAGAGGAGUAGUAACAGGAUAAGUAGCAUUGGUUCUAGUGAGAGAAGUCGAUGUGGCCGCAGUAGCAGGACACAUGAAUCAGCGCGUUUAUCACGCAGCAGUGACGAAGAAACUCGAGGUGAAGAAGAUGGAGAAGCAGUGCUUGAGAUCGUAACUAUCCCGUCAGAAAAAGAAAUGAUCGCCAGAGCGUGCCAAGGGAUUACUAGAAUCCAUCGUCGGCGGUCACGUACAUCAUCGAUGAGAAAUUUUGCGUUGGGAGGAGCCGAUGCGCUUUGCUUGGUCUCUUCUUGUAGCUUGUCCUUGUCUAACUCAAUUCUCAGCAAUACGUCAUCAACAGAAGAAGUUGAAGGUUUGAUUCAAAAUGGCGAUCUGUAUAUAGAAGAUGAAGAGACGUUAUGGAAAUGGCUGCGAAUAUCAGGAACUUUGGAUGUUAUUGUUCGCCAUUGUAUGAGUGGGGUGCCUGAUGCAUAUCGAUCGUGGGUCUGGCCAUUACUGAUAAACCAGCUUGCUGCUCCGUCAGAUCUUUCUCGAAACCUUGCGGCGGUAAAAAAUGACGAUGAAGAAUCUCUUUUGGACCGUGAAAUUGCUAAAUCCAUCGAAAACGACAUCACGAGGACACGGAAUCUGCGAAACGAUCAAAUAGUUCCAAUGCGGCAAGUUCUCACGGCGUUCGCGAUUCGCAAUCGUCGCGUGGGGUACUGCCAAGGUAUGAACGAAAUUUUGGUGGUGUUGUUGAAGUACCUGGAUGAAGAUCAGGCCCUACGAGGGCUCACGCUACUAAUCGAAGUGUUACUUCCAGCUUAUCACGUCGACUCGAUGAUAGGACUUCAUACUGACUGCGCGGUUAUGAACACGUUAAUGCGUCAAAACGACCCUGAAUUACAUGCGCACCUUAACGAGCUAGGGCUGAAUAUGGAGAUUCUUUGCACGAAAUGGCUUGUGACUUGUUUUCUCACAUCGCUUCCAUCAUUUUGUGGACUCAAGGUGAUCGACAUGCUACUGGCACGCUCAAAGGAGAAGGAGCGUGCAUCACGCGUGCUACUUGGGGUUGGAAUGUCAAUAUUUUUUACUCUCCGCGGUACUUUGUUGGAUGCUAAGGACGCAGAGCCUGCCACUGUCGAGGAGUUGCGUUUAAUUCACAAGGACGAAGUGAUGGAGCGAUUUGCUGCAUUUGAAGCCAAGAAAAUUGAAAUGCGCCAACAGCUUGAAGAAGCGAAAGCAAAACAGCGAAGUACGGCCAGCGCACCGCCAUCACCUUCGAAACCUGAGCGUUUAUCUACUUUGUCUGCGUCGAGUAUCAUGUUUAGCAAGUCCAACGGCCAAAAUCGGAUGACGGGGUUGUCCUCAUAUAUAAGCAAUCCGCUGCGUAGCAGUCACGGCAGCAAGGCAGUCUUAACAGGCACUGGAGAUGACAAAGAAAGCCGCAAGCGCUACCAGCGAGUAAACGUCCUGCAAACACAUCACUACUUUGGUGAGGAGCUAGAGAAGAUGGAAGACCAGUUGGAAGACCUUGCGGAGUUAUACUUCCGCGGAAAGAUUGAUGAAAAGGAACACUCUUGUAUUCGUGCACAAAUUGUGCGCAAGUGGUGCAAGGGCAUGAAUUCGCCUCAGUCCGCAAUGAUUCGUGUACAGUCCGUCAAGCGUAGUUACUGCGUAAGCAAUGCCGGACCUGAUUUAUUAGAGGUUCCAGUGCGAGGCAGCUUCACUGAUGAGGCAGACGUGAUGCAGCGUGAAAGAAAAGGAUCGAUAUCAAUUUACGGACGCAUGAAGAAAGCACAGAAGAGUGUAAUUGGUGGAUCCAGCCUCUUUUACUCUAAGAGCGUCUCGUCUGGACUAGUGAAAAAGGUCGUAGAGACUGCAUUUGGUAGCGUUGUGUGCCAUAUUGGCACAUGGCUAUCACAGGAAGGGAUGACACCUGCAAUGCAACUCGUGUUUGUACAGCGCCAUCACGCAGAUCCAGACGGCGAAUACCGUCAACCUCGACAGAUUAACUUUCGUGCUAUUGCACUGGCGCUGAAGGUGCUGCACUGUGAGGCCGUGGUCGGUAUCUAUUCAGUUGGUUCCAUGACUACAAAAAUCGCCGUUGGCAAUUUCGUCGUGCCCGAUGACUUCUUCAACCCAUUUGACAUCUUGCACGUGUCCAUGGACUAUGAAGCCCACGUGGUACCAGAGUUCAAUGCAAAACUCAGAGCUGUAAUUGUACAGGCUUUACAAAAUGGAGGCUUUGAUCCGUACGAUGGUGGUGUCUACGUGCAGACGACAGGUCCGCGCUUUGAGACAAAGUCCGAAGUGCGUUUCUUCGCGCAGUUCGGCGAACUCAUCGGUAUGACGGGAGCCAACGAAUCUGAGCUGCUGAAUGAAAUGCAGAUACCUUUUGCUAUGUUCUCCAUUGUGGAUAAUCUGGCCAAUGGCAUCGGUGAUCCGCUCACACUCGAAGCUUUCAAGGCUAUGCAAAAAGCCAACGCCGGCCUCAUGGAGCGUGCUUUUGUCCACGUGUUGAAUGAGUUGACCAGACAGAAGACACUCGCCUCGCUUGCGAUCACAUCUUGA
Peronospora belbahrii is the source of this 3717-nucleotide messenger RNA. Lineage: Eukaryota; Oomycota; Peronosporomycetes; Peronosporales; Peronosporaceae. The record is from the annotation of a GenBank genome assembly.